Molecule: messenger RNA, 8182 nt
Organism: Zonotrichia leucophrys gambelii
Lineage: Eukaryota; Metazoa; Chordata; Aves; Passeriformes; Passerellidae
Gene: ZHX3
Product: zinc fingers and homeoboxes 3
Exons: 4
Coding region: 354-3122 (922 amino acids)
Biological process (GO): regulation of transcription by RNA polymerase II
Cellular component (GO): nucleus
Molecular function (GO): DNA binding; DNA-binding transcription factor activity, RNA polymerase II-specific
Source: RefSeq, a predicted model, not a curated record
CCGCUGCGCCGCCCGCCCCGCGCUCGGGGCCGGGGCCUCCGCCGGACCGGACCGCCCCGCACCGAGCCCCGCCGAGCCGCCACGGACCUGCCGCGGCCCUGAAUCCUGGUGCUACUGAGGCAACUGCAGGCACUUUAAAGAUGUGGGUGAGCACAGAGGAGGGGCAGGAGAACGACAGGCUCAGGACGUGCUCCCUCGAGCAGGUUCAGUGGCAAAUAUGAACAUUUGUCAACAACUCCUUGGGACAUCAUGAGUUUGCUGGAAUCUGGACCACAGAACACUUGCAAUAGCGCUUUCUAAAUUUGAAUUUCAUUUAAAUGAAAGAAAAAUAGUCCUCUGGAUCAACUGCAGCAAUGGCUAGCAAAAGGAAAUCCACAACUCCCUGCAUGAUACCAGUAAAAACACUGGUGCUUCAGGAGACCGAGCAGGAUGCUGGAGAAGAUGAUCAUGAAGGAACACAGCCAGAGGCUCCAGCAGAAGGACCAGCAGCGAGUGAUGCUGGGGGCAGCAGCAGCAACAACGGAGCUUUGUCCAACGGGCACCGCGGCAUUGCCGACGGCGACACUUACAUCUGCAAGCCUUGUGACUUUGGCUCUCAAGACCUUCACCAGUUCUUUGGGCACUUGGACUCUGAGCACCCAGACUUCAGCAAAGAGCCUGGGUUUGCCUGUGUUGGGUGCAGCUUCCUGGCCAACAGCCACGAAGGGCUCUCACACCACAACGCCGAGUCGCACGCUGGCGAGACCGGCUUUGUCUGGAGGGUGGUGAAGCAGGACAGCCGUACAACCGUGGAGCAAAGUCCCUGUGAGGCCACCAGCAGCCAUGACCUGCCAGGAGAUCUCCCCGAGGAAGGGGCAGACGGCCAGUCUGAAAUUAUCAUUACCAAAACCCCUAUCAUGAAGAUAAUGAAGGGGAAACCCGAGGCCAAAAAAAUCCACACGCUGAAGGAGAAUGUGUCGAGUCAGUUGGGCGGUGAGUCAGAGGUGAAGGAUGGAGAGCAUUCAUUCCCAAAUGGGUCGGUGCCAGUCAGCCAGCCCACUGCAAGUUCAUCAAAGUCAUCCCACAUAGUGAAUGGCUCUAUCAUAGGAAACGUGCCUGUUCUGCAGGCGGGGGUUGCACAACUUGUGUCUCUGCAGCAGCAGCCCCCAUUGCAUCAGCAGCUCCCUACAUCCAAGUCCCUACCCAAGGUGAUGAUCCCACUGAGCAGCAUUCCCACAUACAAUGCUGCCAUGGACUCCAACAGCUUCCUGAAAAACUCUUUCAACAAGUUUCCCUACCCCACCAAAGCUGAGCUCUGCUACUUGACCGUGGUGACCAAGUACCCAGAAGAGCAGCUGAAGAUCUGGUUCACUGCCCAGAGGCUGAAGCAGGGCAUUAGCUGGUCACCAGAGGAGAUUGAAGAUGCCAGGAAGAAGAUGUUCAACACUGUUAUCCAGUCUGUGCCACAACCCACCAUUACAGUGCUGAACACACCCCUGGUUGCAAAUCCUGGGACCGUUCCCCAUCUUAUCCAGGCAACUUUACCAGGCCAUGUGGUGGGCCAGCCAGAGGGGACAGGGGGGCUGCUGGUCACGCAGCCCAUCAUGGCAAACGGGUUGAAGGGCACCAGCUCCUCUUUCACCUUGGCAGUGACUUCUGUCCCCAAGCCACAGCCGGCAGGGCAGCACAGCACCGUGAGCUCCAGCAACACAUCUGGGGUCAAGGUGGUCAACAGCGGCCAGUCCCUGCUCACCGCCUGCCCUGCCAUCUCCUCGCAGACCUUCCUGGAUCCCAACGUCUACAAAAACAAGAAGUCCCACGAGCAGCUCUCAGCUCUCAAAGGCAGCUUCUGCAGGAACCAGUUCCCUGGCCAGGCUGAGGUCGAGCGGCUGGCAAAGAUCACGGGCUUGUCCACCAAGGAGAUCCGAAAAUGGUUCAGCGACAGGAGGUACCACUACAGGAACGUGAGAGGCGGCCGGGCCGUCUUCCCUGGAGACAGUGCUCUCGAUUCCCUGCCUGAAAUCACCUUGGAUGUCCCACCCAGAGGGGCUGAGCUGAGCCCUGCAGCGGUGGCGGCUACGCCGGCCCCUCACCACCCAACACGGCGGCAGUCAUGGCACCAGGCGCCCGACUUCACCCCGACCAAGUACAAGGAGCGAGCGCCGGAGCAGCUGAAGGCCCUGGAGAGCAGUUUUGCCCAAAAUCCCCUUCCUGCCGAGGAAGAGGUGAACCGCCUGAGGGGGGAGACGAAGAUGACACGGAGGGAGAUCGACAGCUGGUUCUCGGAGAGGAGGAAGAAGAAGGUGGCGGAGGAGAAUAAGAAAGUGGAGGAGGUGGCUCAACAGGAGGACGAGGAGGCAGAGAAUGGCGGCGGGGAAGGGGAAGACUCCUCGGAUGAGCAGAGGGCCACGAGUGAGAACGGCUCAGUCGACGCCUCCGGCAGCAACCCCAACUCGGCGGAGCGGAAGGUGAGUCCCAUCAAAAUCAACCUGAAAAACCUGCGAGUGACCGAGUCCGACGGCAAAACCGAGGUACCGGGGACCGGCGCAAAUGAAAAGGGGGACGGCAGCUCCAGCCGGCCGCCCACCCCUCCCAAAACCAAACUGAACUUCAAAAAAACGGCCCAGCAGCGGCAUCUGCUGAAGCAAAUGUUCGUGCAGACCCAGCGCCCCACGAACCAGGAGUAUGAUGCCAUCGUGUCCCAGACGGGCCUGCCGCGGGCCGAGGUCAUUCGCUGGUUCGGGGACAGCCGCUAUGGCUACAAGAACGGGCAGCUGAAGUGGUAUGAGAACUACCGGCGGGGGCUCUUCCCCCCGGGGCUGGUGGAGGUCAGCCCCGCCGGCCGGGAGGUGCUCGAGGACUACUACGAGAAGCACAAGGGGCUGCGGGAGGAGGACGUGCCCGGCCUCUGCGAGCGCGCCCGCCUCGGCGCCCAGCAGCUCAAGGUGUGGUUUGCGGUGAAGGCGGAGGAGGAGGGCAGGGGCUGCGGCCCCGAGGCGGCCGGCAGCCGGAAAGGGCCGUGCGGAGCCGGCGCGGAGGCCUCGGAGAGCAGCGAGGCGUGGGAGCCGGGCGGCCAGGAGGGCAGCGCCGGGAGCCCCGACGCCCCCGGGCCGCCGCCCGCCACAGGGCUGGAAACAGACUGAACUGAAGCCACCAGCCCCGGAGGACCCGCUCUUACCCUUGAGAAGAAAUUAGUGAUCUUUGAGAAACCCAUGGGCCGGCCUGACCCAAGCCUGAGGAGCAGACGUGGUGAUGAAGCACUGCCAUCCAUGAGACCUUUGGGCACAGCACAUGCACAAACUGGGCACUCUGUGCUGAGCUCUUGGUGGUCCAGCCAAGGAGAUGGCUGGGAGCUGGCAGGGGCUCAGCUCACACCCAGGAAAUAGGAUGCUCCUGUUUGCUUUCCAGUGACAGACUUUCAGAUUUCAUAUUCAUAUACCGAUGCCUACAGCUGCCUAUACAAGCAUAACAAAUCUCAGACAUUGUGUAAACAAGGUCAUUGCUUAGAUAUGGACUAUCAUGGCAUAGUACUUGUUUCUUUUUUCUUUGUUUUUUUUUUUCAUCUGUCCAUUAAGGUGUUUGUUCUCUAAAGGUUGGCAUGGCUGCAUAUAUCCUCUCUGCCCUGGCAGUGAAUGGCUUUGUGGGCACACAGGUUUGAGUGUUUUAGGAAGGGAUUUGAGAAGAAAACUGCCAAUCUUGAAUUUGAGUGAGAUUCUCAUCCCUCCAGAUGAGGUUAGAGUGAGCAUUGCAUACUCUCUGAUAAGCAGCAGGUUCCCAGACUGAGGCAGCCCAGGAGGAGAUGGAGUUUGGUUUCAUUUGUCCCUUGCUGGCUAGAACACUUUCCCUGUGCUCCUGGAGCCUGACUGUAACAGGCUGUUAAAUCUCCAAGUCUCUCUUUAAUAUCUGAGAACUAGCACAUAAUAAUUUUUGCAUCCUGACCUGGAAUCCUUUUCAUUGUUUGGAGAGAACAGUCUGUUCUUCAGAGAACAAACGCAGAGAGUCACAGCGUGGCUGUGAGUGGUUCAAGUCAUUGUUGUCACCAAGGCAGCGGCUUUGCUGCCACCAGGAAGUUUCCUUCUUGCAGCCCUACGUGGCAGAUCCUCCUGCAGCACUGCUGGUGAUUUCAAGUGUUUGUUCCAGUAAUUUUUGUUUUUCUUUUCUUAAUUUUUUUCCCCUUUUUUUUUUCCCCAGGCCAUGUGCAAUAGUUCUGGAAAAAGAGCAAAAUAAAUUUCCCAGUUAUCCUGCCUGCUGCCUGGUACCUAUACAUUUUUAAUGUGUGUUGUCUUGUGUGGUUGCUGUGUGAUGCAACUGCUUGAACAUUUUUGCUUUAAAUAUUCUUUUCUAAUAGAAAACAAAGUCUAGAAGGGAAACUCUUGAGCUGAAUAGUCCAGCCAAAUGCUGUGUCAGAUCAUUCUGUCACAAACUAAUCAAAUCCCAACUCCAAAUUGGUUCCAUGUUUUGCCUUCACUUUUGCUCUUGGAAGGCUAGUCCAGAAAUUGACUGCCUUUGAGUGGUUAGAAACUGUAUUUAAAUUUCUAGUUGGAAUUAAUUUGUGGCUGGUACAUUCCUGGUUUGUUUUGGAGCCAACAUUGUCCCUUAACUUAAAUAGUUUUUGGUGUUUAUCUGCUGAUGUAUUUAUGGAGAGUAGUCAUAGCUCCCUAUUUUUUGCCAAGCCAACUCAGCCAAGCUUUUUCAGUAGAAGGUUGUUAUUUAGUGAGAGCUUUUUAAUGUGGGAGACUUUAUUGUUGGUGGUAAAUGAUAUUUAUUAGGAGGGUGGGUAGCAAACCCCAAAGGAUUGGAUCCAGAGAUUUACAAAAAAAUCUGUUUUAAAAACAAAAAAGCUCUUUCAGAACCUCUUCCAAAGAUGGUGUCUGAUUUCUACCUUUAAUUGCCCUUGCUUUUGCAAUUCUUUCUUCAGCCCCCUCUUCAAAAUAUCAGAGAGGGUGGCAGAAUCUGGGUGGUUCUAGAGCUGAAAGCAGAUGUGGGAGUUGUGCAGCCUGAGGAUAUGGAUGUAUGUACAGUGUCACCUUCAGAGAACAAAUACAGGUAGGUCAAUUUACUCUGUAGUGUCUGUGUACAUGCAGGUUUAUUUAACUACACAUAUAUACAGUUCAAAUAUGCCAUUGAUUCUUUAUUGCAUUAUGAUGUACAUUAAAAAUGUACACCUUUACUAACUACUUGCUAUAUAAAUAAGUUGGAAGUGUAGUUUGCCCAUUCAAGGUGAUUUUCUGUGGGAUUUUUGGUGUACACUUAAGGGCCUAUGGCUGAUUGGAAGAGUGAUCCCCACUCCAUCUACAGGAAUGCUUAAGGACUAUGGUAUGAACUGGUCCCUUCAAACCAUGUUUUGAUGCACUAGCUGAAAUAUUUUGCACUUGGAUUGUAUUCAGCCAGUUUUCCAGAAAAAUUGAAAAGAAGUCUUGUGAGCUAGAGGGAGAAUUUCCCGGUGUACACAGAAAAACCAGCCUUGAGGGUUGGAAGCUGCUGAGGUUUUUGAGCUUUGUCUCCAUGCAUUCAUACAAGCACAGCAGGAGUUUUCUUUCUUUUGGGUCGGAGGAAUUUUAAAAAGUGGUUCCAUGCAGGCUCCCCUCGGACAUGGCAACGGGGCUGGCAAACGCCUGUGCGUGGGGAGGGUGAGGUUUAGAGACAAAAAAGAAAUCAAAACAUGAUCGAGUUCCCUCUCUAACUCCUACAUUCCUUGUUAUCUGCAUUGUUUUAGUUGACUUGAAAUCUCCAUAAAAGUAUAAGCUGAAGAUUUUUGAGGGUUUAGCUCUGUGGUCUUCUCUGCUGAGGAGGAGAAACAGGUGCCACCUCCAAACAGACUCUGUUUUGGUGCAGGACAUUGGAAAAGUGUUUGCAUCUGAAACUGAAGAGAAAAAUUGAGAGGUGGCUUGACAGUCCCAACAGCAGCUCUUGUGGUGUUUAGAGGAAGUGUCACCACAAUUCUUCACAGUGUGUGAAUAUUUAUCAUCAUCUAAUCAAAGAUGACUAUCUUGACUUGAAAGGGGUGUAAGAUCGAGGUGAUGUAGCCAGUAUCAGUAAGGAAGGGAAAUGAAAUUCUCCACCUCCAUCCUCUGUGCCUGAGCUUGGGCUUGGCAGGCACAGCAGAAACCAUCAAUUUUAAUCCAUGUGAAUCUUGUUACUUAUGUCUCUGAGGCUGCUUAGAUUAAGGGCACAAUCCAAUUGCUUAAUAACCCGAAACCCUGAUUUGUGCUGGCCCUGCCUUGCUCAUAGGAAGGGCUGCUGGUUCUCCUGGUGCAAGGAACUGAGUUUCUUUAUUCAUUGAUGUCAGCAGCCCCUGCCAUGAGAUUGCUAGACAUUGUUCCAUGUUUCAUGUGGGUACCUUAUUUUUCAGCUCUGUAAUUAGCAUCCUUGAAAUUUUUUUCUUUGUUUUUUAGCAGAACACUAAACAAUGAUCUACAGGUUCCUAUCUCCACUUGCCUGAGAGCUGAGUGAUGCUGCAGUGUGGUGGGAGGAUGGGCACAGGUGCUUGCAGGUACUUACUGUGAUUUCAUGUCCCCUCCCUGAGUUGGUCACCAGGAGAAGCCACCAACAAGAGCAGUAGCUGCUGGCAGAGAAACACUGUAGUCCUUAACCUGCUUGGAGGAUGCUCACCAGAGCUGGAAGAUACCUGCUGGGUUAUUUUUGGUAUGUGUCUCCUGACAGCUCAAGAGAAGGAAGCUGUAGUAGGCUGGUUUUUCAUUUAGGGUUUGGGUAUUUAAUUUUUUUUUUAAUUGGAAAGCAACAGAUUUUGGUCACCUGCAGAAGUGUUAUAUUGAUUUCCCUGCAGCCCCUCUCUUACAGAUAUAACAGAAGCAAACUGAUCACAAGCUUGCUCACUGGGAAUCAGAAGAAAAAGAUGAUUUUUGAGCACUUGGGCACAAAUUACAAAGUGAAUGGGGUCCUGCACAUUCCCAUUAGGGUGACAGUAUCCAAAAUGCUUGUAAAGGUCUUCUCCCUAUUGCCCAGAUAAUUUUGGCUUUGCUCUCUUCAAAUCAGUCAAGGUCCUGAUGUGAUUCAGCUCACCUGUAAAGCUCUGGUGUCACUUCUCAGCUGAUCCCAAAACCAGCAGGGUAAGGUUAGGCAGCACAACACAUGGAGGGGAAGGAGGCACUUGCAGGCUAUCCCUGUUCUUCUUUUUAUUGAGAAAUUUAGUUUCUGCUGUAUGUUUUACUGGCAGUGGUGUGUGCCAGGAAUGUUGGAUUAGCAUCAGAAAACUAAAGCAGAGCAAGGGAGCUCAGUUAUGUAAGCAGUGAAUUUAUUUUUUUUUUUAUUUUGGCUUUUCUUGUUAUGGCCCAAGUGCUCUGUUGGCUGACAUUUGGCAUAUUCUGCUGGCACAAUUAAAGCCCCUUUUCCCCUGUACUGAUGGAAGAUGGUGUUAGGAGGAUUCUUGCUUACUGGUGCUAGUGAAGGUUGGGCUAGGAAUCCAUGGCAUAGAAAAUUUCUAGCUAAAAUUGCACUUUCUCUCUGCCCCAUCUGGCUCGUGGUGGUGUUAUGGGUACGUGGCUGUGAUUCCCCUUGCACAUACUAACAUUGCACUAAAAGAGAGACUUUGGGAACAGCGUGUUGAUCACUUUGUUUCUCAGCAGACCACAAAGUCAGCCUAACGGGGUCUCUUUUUAUUUUUAUUUUAAUUAUUGUUAUUUAGAAAUCAUGCUGGUGCUGAAUGACCUGGAAUUUUUGCUUGGAUUUAUCCAAAGGAAAAUGUAACUGUAGCUGCAACGGGACCUUUCAUAAGGGUGGCCGGUGCAGUGAGGGAGCAGGGUGAGAGCUCUGCUGUGUAAAGCUGUCUUUGUACCAGGGAGCUGUGGGGGGUUCCAGGGGGGGUUGUUACUUUGGAUUUUCUUUUGUUUUUUUCAAGACCACAAUUUUAAAUGGUCACCUUGGCAAUCGUGUGAAACAGGAAAUAGUUUUUACUUUUGGUAAAGGUUUUAAAGAGGAAACAAAAAAAGAAGCUGCCUGUGAUUGUGGGCUGUAGCUAUUACUAGGGCUAGGGUAGCUUGUACGUGCUAUGGACUUUACCUGCUCUUAUUCUGAGGGCAAGAACUCCCUGUAGCAACAAUGCCACUUCUGAGAAGUGAACGGCAAGUUUCCCUUCCUUUUGUAUAUGUGGAUGUGAGGGUGGGCAAGGGGAAGAGCUUGCUUGUACAGUUUGUUGAAAUGAAACCAGACAUUUUUGGUUGUUCCUAAAUAAAGAGCGUAAAAA